This is a messenger RNA of Symbiodinium necroappetens, 937 nucleotides long. The record is from the annotation of a GenBank genome assembly. Lineage: Eukaryota; Dinophyceae; Suessiales; Symbiodiniaceae.
GCUUCACAUUGAUGUUGAUCACCGCAAGCCGAGCGAUGAGCUCUUUGGCAUUUGGCAACAGUUCUUGGAGGACUUGAAAGCAGUCCGUCGCUUGCUCCAGGAGAAGGAGGAACAAGCAUUGCGCAGGCAGCGGCGGCCACUCCAGCGUAAGAGGAGGCAGGUGCGGAGAUCCGUUACGAUGCCCAACAUUGCUUCAAGCGAGGAAGCGUGCUCGAGGGCAACGGAGUUAGUACCGCGGUUGCAUCUUGGGUCGAGUCGAGAGCUCGAGGAUGUUUCGGCAAGUCUGGCCGAACUGCGUGCACAGCACAAAUACCGCGAAGCUUCAAGUGGUGAGAUAAGUCCAUCGGAGGUCUCUUCCGCAACGAGCUCUGGCGAGGAGGGUGCACUGGCUCGUCUUGGUCCAUCCAAGAAGCUUCCAGACGAAGAUCCCGGUGUCGACGAGGUUGGCGCCGCAGCGAGUUUCGGUCCUUCAGAGAAGCUCCGAGACGCCGCUGAGGAGCCCCCUGCUCAAUUUGCUCAAGCAGAUCAUGUUCAGAUCCCGUCAGAUGACAAGCACGACCUCACGCAAACCUGUGAGAAGGAUGUCCCAGCCAUUGGUCCUUCUGAGAAGCUCCAAGAGGACUCCGACUCACUGGGCACAUGCGGUGACAGGCGAGGUUCGGCAUUCCAGUGCUUAACCCGGGAGAGGUUGAGGACUGAUGGAGUGUUUGAGAUGGCCUUCGCAAUACCUUCGAGCCCUGAGCAAGCUGGCUUCGACCCGGGCGAGACUGCCCCUCGAAUCAGCAGACCUGCCGGCUCGGAGGAAGAUUGCAAAAGGAUACCAUCCUUGGCAUGUCCUUGUCAUCAUCACGAUCGUCAUCGACUCAAACAGGUGUGCUCAAAAACAAGCAGUAGUGUGAAUUUGGACGCGAUGAAAAAUCCAGUCACAGCAAUGUGA